Messenger RNA from Paecilomyces variotii, 1239 nucleotides. RefSeq lists its product as hypothetical. Bases 398 to 1054 code for a protein of 218 amino acids. The transcript has 3 exons. Lineage: Eukaryota; Fungi; Ascomycota; Eurotiomycetes; Eurotiales; Thermoascaceae. The record is from RefSeq and is a predicted model, not a curated record.
AUGGCUAACAUCGCUGUCUCUCACACAGCAGCUCGGGGUUCGAUUCCCCGCAUCGGAGAGAUUAAGAUUUCCUUUUUGUUUCCGAAAUUUUUUGGCCUGGUUACGGGUGAUAGUAUCGGGUAUUGAUUUUAUCACGACUGGUUUAUGCGGUUUUAUUCUUUUUUUUUUUCUUUUCCUCUCUUCUGUGCCGCUAUUCGCGAGCUCUAUAGUGGUUUUGACUAGUUUUCUGUAGGAUUAUUUCCCAGUAUCAUGACGUUCUCAGAUGCGUAGCUAAGUGCUCCGCACCGAUACUGCAGUCUAGUCUCAGGAGCUAUAAUAGUUCCUUCACUCUUGAACGGCGGCCGAUCGUGGUAUAGCGACCGAGAGCACUGCAGUGAUUCUUCUCAGGCAGCUAGCCAUGGAACUGACAAUUGCCGAUAUUACUUUCAUCCAGGUCCUCAAAGAAUCUGACUCCUCUACUAUUUUUCAAGUGACCGUUCAAGGGAAACUAUGUGUUCUUAAGGUGUACCACAGCGCAAAGAGAUCUUACGCCGACCCUCCUAACCGUGAAAUCGAUCCCUUCAUCUGUGAGAGUACUGCAUAUCAUCGUCUAAAAGAGUACGGAUUAUGUCGACAAGGAGUGGUACCAGACUUCUACGGUGUGAUAAAAGGGAUCGAUCCAACAUCGUGCCAACCCUUUUUGAAGCGGUUUUUGAAGGAUGAGCUCUUCCCCAAUGCCAUCCUCAUUGAAUAUAUUCCGGACUUGCAUGAAAUAGAUCUUUCAACAUUUUCAGACUACCGCAUAGCCACACUUCGUACAAUUCUGGAGAGCAUCCAUGGAGUGGGAAUUUAUCACGGCGACCCCUACCCUCGAAACAUGAUGGUCCAGAAAUACACAAAAAGGGUUCUCUGGAUCGACUUUGAUCAUGCACAGACAUUCUCAGAGCGUAAAUGGAACUCUCAGUGGAUAGAGGACGAAAAGGAAAUGGUUAAUGAGUUUUUUGACGCCCUAAUAGAAGACUAUAAUGAUGGCAAGAUAUCGCGCACCUGGCCUUAUUACUACACAUAUUUGUGAAUUCGCUUCAAAUUAUAGAAUAGCUACAAAAUGAGUUCUCUAUGAGUGGAAAUUGCAUCUUAGUGACUGUAUGGAGAAGCAGAAAUGACGAUAGUCCUGGAGAUUAGUCUAGUAGUCAUUAUAUUUGCUGUGGUGACUUUUGGCCGUUAGGGUCAUUUAUGACUUCUAGAUGCUCGACCUCGCAG